Messenger RNA from Aphanomyces astaci, 1619 nucleotides. RefSeq lists its product as hypothetical. The transcript has a single exon. The coding region runs from base 16 to 1542 and encodes 508 amino acids. The record is from RefSeq and is a predicted model, not a curated record. NCBI's taxonomy places the organism in Eukaryota, Oomycota, Saprolegniomycetes, Saprolegniales, Verrucalvaceae.
CCCCCACUCUUCAAGAUGAAGUUUACCCUUGUGUGCGCGUUGGUUCUCGCCGCCGUUGCCAGCGUCGUCGCCCAAAACGACACGGUGCCCGCUGGUUUUGUCGUGUUCGAUCAUGGCCUAGUCGUGGCCACGGGUCCUCCCCUGGGCGGCGACCUCGAGUCGGCCGACGAAAGUGCGAGCCUCGUCGACAUUGUCCAAGACUUUGAGUUGGUGGUCCGCAACGGCAUGCAGGACUUCAAAACCAUCACGAGUUUGGUGCAGUUGAUUCAAACGAUUGUCAUGUCAGGUCUAACCGUCGACAACGGCAUGCAGUUCGUGUCGAGCAUCCAAAAUGCCAUCCAAAUUGGCGCGCUCCGUGUCAAAGAAGGCAAAGAUCUCGUCAAGGACAUCAAGGACAUCGUCGCCCAAGGCCAACUCGCUGGCCCCCAAGCGGUGGCCGACAUCAAGAAGGCCCUUCAACGAGACAUGAAGCCAGCUACCGCUGCCGACCUCAUCAGCGACCUUCAAAAGGUGAUUCAAAACUCUAGCAAUGACGUGACCACGACGCUCAACUUGGUCAAACUCAUCCAAAGCAUCCAGCGCGAUGGGUUGGACCUGAACAACGGCCAGAUCCUGGUUCAAGACAUCCAAAAAGCGAUCGCCGCUGGCUUCUUGCAUCUUAAAGAUGGCGCCAACCUCGUGGGGACCAUCCAAGACAUUGUCAAGGACGGCAUGACUCUGCAAGACGGCGCCCUUGUGGCCGACGCGAUUCAGCAGGCGCUCCAAGCGGCGCUGGCCCCCUUCGACCCCCUUCCCAUGGCGUGUCGCCGCAAGGGCGAGAAUCGCGGCGCCGGCACCUUCGUUCAAAACCAAUGCGAGAUGGGCGAAGAAGCGUACGGGGCCUUGUGUUACCCCACUUGCAAGGAAGGGUACGAGAAGGUUGGGUGCUGCAUUUGCCGCAAGAAAGGCUGCAGUGGCGUCGAGGGCGUGACGGACAUUGGUGUGUCGUGCACCAAGCCUGCCGCGUACGGGCGCGGCGUAGGCUACGCGUUGUGGCAAGAGGACAAGUGCAAGGCCAACAACGCCGGCACGUGCGACAAGUACGGAUUGAUGUGGUACCCUCACUGCCAGCCUGGCUUCCACCGUGUUGGGUGCUGCAUCUGCUCCCCUGACUGCCCUGCCGGAACUAACGACGACGGCGCGUUUUGCCGCAAGGACUCUUACGGAGUAGGUGUGGGUGUGUCGCGAUUGGGAUGCCCCGCUGGGAAGGACAAGAGCGGUGUCAUGUGUUACCCCCCCUGCGCGCCGACCUUGGUCGGCAACGGGCCCGUGUGCUGGCCGCAAUGCUUCGGCGCGACCCCGUUCAAGUGCGGCUUGUUCUGUACGUCCACGGCGUCAACCUGCUUUUCGACCUCUAUCGAAAUUCUGGGGUCGACUGUCAAGGUUGCGUUGAGUUUGGUGGACCAAGACUUUUCCGGGGCUGGUUCGAGUGCUGCCCAAGGUGUUGGUAACGUCCUCCAGAUCAGCGAAUGCCCUACGUACCCACCGACCCCCUUGCCAUAAGUUGCUAGUGUUCAACACGAUUGUAGUCUUGGAUGACGAAGUAAAUGACGUUAACGUUACUGGCAAUCUCUUUCGUG